GGUGGCGGGGCGGAGGACGGCCAGGCGGCGCGUGUGACAUAGAAAAGACGGCGCUGGCGAACCGUUCGGCGCGGGGACCCAUCUUUCGAGUGUACGCAAGUUGUGACCAGCGGGCGUAUCUUCCUGCAAGGCGCAACUUCACCUCCGGCGUGCGUACUGUCCUCUGGAAGCGUAGAGCAGCGGGCGCGUCUUCGGCUACGGCGUACGUCAUCUCUUGUGCCAGCGUACAGCAGCGGGCGCAUCCUCGGCUCCGGUGUGCGUGGUUUCCUGCGGCUGGGUUGAGCAGCGGGCGUGUCUUCGGCGGGUGUGGUAGGCGUUAUGCUAUAGAGGCGGAACGAUUCUCAGAGAUGGACGUUCGCGACUGCGGGCACGGUCUAUGCGAAGAAGCGAUCGACGCGGCGGCGAUGGCGGUGACCGUCGUCGUCGUCAAUACGAUGAGCGACAUGUCGUCGUCCUCACGCGACAUGCUGAUGCAGCUCCGUAAACGAAGAGUGUUGUUGCAAAGCGUUGCCGAAGCGCCGGAUUGCGUGGCCACUUGUGAGGCAGUCGUCCAGUUGUGUGCCGCGCUGUCUUCUGGCGUUUUCCCGCGGCAGACCCCGCAAGUUGCGCAUGUCGAGGCCAUGUUCACCCAGAUCGUAGCCGCGUGCACCACGUACGUGGAGAAGAAGGUCACGCACUAUAGGAUGCCAUUGCCAGUGGAGCAGGUGAUCGCUUUCGCGUUGUACGGGUGGGCUUCCGGAGAGACGUACAAGAGCGGCACAUCAGCCUUUGACAUCGGGAGGGCCACUGCACUACAGGCCGUCCGCGACAUGACUUCCGCGCUGAUGCAGGCGUACCCCGACGCGAUCAAGUGGCCAGUGGGCCGUAGACGUGCGCAGAUUCUGCGUGCUUUCCGUGAGAAGGGUUUCCCGAACUGCUUCGGCGCAAUCUACUGUACACACAUCUACAUUGACAAGCUCGCCGGCGCACCUUCGGCCAACUACUACGACCGCAAACAGAAGUUCUCCAUGCAGGCGCAGGUGGUGGUGGAUUUGGAUCUGCGGAUCCUCGACGUCCACCUCGGACACCCGGGAAGUGUGCACGACAUCCGUGUCCUGCACAAUUCCCGGCUGUGGAGGCGUGCAGAAACUGGCGAGCUGUUCGACGCACCUCCAGAGAAUCUGCCGCACGGUGUAGUAACGCGAGGUUACCUGCUGGGCGACAACGGUUAUCCAGUUGCCUGUCCAUGGAUCAAAGCACCCAAUCAAAGCACUGCCAGCAACCGCAGGCCCUCAAACCCACGAUACAGAGAAGAUUAACAAGGCCCCUUCACGACGAUGACAC
Chara braunii is the source of this 1323-nucleotide messenger RNA. The record is from the annotation of a GenBank genome assembly. NCBI's taxonomy places the organism in Eukaryota, Viridiplantae, Streptophyta, Charophyceae, Charales, Characeae.